Molecule: messenger RNA, 2419 nt
Organism: Cornus florida
Lineage: Eukaryota; Viridiplantae; Streptophyta; Magnoliopsida; Cornales; Cornaceae
Product: lysine-specific demethylase JMJ29-like
Exons: 11
Coding region: 8-2419 (803 amino acids)
Biological process (GO): regulation of transcription by RNA polymerase II
Cellular component (GO): histone deacetylase complex; chromatin
Molecular function (GO): transcription coregulator activity; chromatin DNA binding; histone H3K9 demethylase activity
Source: RefSeq, a predicted model, not a curated record
CUGUAAUAUGUGCCAUCAAUGCCAGAGGAGUGAUAAGGAGAAGGUGGUGCGGUGCCGCUGUCGCAAACGUUUUUGUGUUCCAUGCAUACAGAGAUGGUACCCGAGACUGUCAGAGGAAGCAAUAGCGGAGACUUGCCCAUACUGUCGUGGGAACUGCAACUGCAAAGCUUGUUUACGUAGAAAUGAUAUAAUCAAGGUUGGUAAUGGCAGCUAUGGGUCGCCAGAAAGUAAGGAUGAAAAGAUUCAGCACUUUAAAUAUCUUGUACAUGCACUCUAUCCAUUCCUGGAGCAAUUCGAUCAUGACCAAACGAGGGAAAAGAAGAUUGAGGCUGAGAUUCAAGGGUUACCACCAUCAGAGGUAGAGAUACAGCAGGCAGGUUGUUAUAACGACGAACGUGUGCACUGCAACAAUUGCAGAACCUCUAUAGUUGAUUUUCAUAGAAGCUGUCCGAAUUGUUCCUAUGAUCUCUGCCUGACUUGUUGCUGGGAAAUUCGGAACGGUUGCUUGCGAGGAGGUGUCAUACCUUGCCCACCAAAGGAAAUGGGUGGUUGUGGUCAUGAUCUUUUGGAGCUCAAGUGUAUGUUUCCAGAAAGCUGGGUCUCAGAGUUGCAGAAGAAAGUAAAAAAAAUAGUUAAAACCUAUGAACUUGCAGAUUUGAACAAAAUUUCUACGCAACAAUGCUCAUGUUUUAAAUCAAAUGGCAAGAUCGACAUUGGCAAUGGUAAACUGCGGAAAUCUGCUUCUAGAAAAGAUUCUGAAGACAACUAUCUGUACUGUCCUUCGGCAAGUGAUAUCCGGCAGGGGGAUCUGGAGCACUUCCAGAGACAUUGGAUCAGGGGAGAGCCAGUCAUUGUUAGCAAUGUUCAUGAAUUUACAUCUGGACUGAGUUGGGAACCAAUGGUUAUGUGGCGCGCAUUCCGUGAGAUUAAAUAUACCAAGGGUUCCUCAGAUUUGGCAGUGAAGGCAACAGAUUGCCUUGAUUGCUGUGAGGUUGAGAUAAAUAUUCACCAAUUUUUUACAGGGUACUCCGAAGGUAGAUCACACAGAAACUCUUGGCCUGAGAUGCUCAAACUGAAAGAUUGGCCGCCAUCUAACUUAUUUGAGGAGCGCUUACCACGCCAUGGUGCAGAAUUUGUCAGUGCCUUGCCAUAUUUGGAAUACACACAUCCCUGUUCUGGUAUACUUAAUGUUGCCUCAAAGUUGCCUACUGAUUCACUAAAGCCAGACCUUGGUCCUAAAACAUAUAUAGCAUAUGGAUUUUCUGAAGAGCUAGGACGCGGAGAUUCUGUGACAAAGCUUCACUGUGACAUGUCAGAUGCGGUGAAUGUGUUGAUGCACACUGCAGAAGUGACCUAUGCACCUUGGCAGCUUUCAAAGAUUAAAAAAUUGCAAAAAAAACAUUCUGCCCAAGACCAAGAAGAACUUUUUGGUAUAGUUCAUAUAGAUAAUCAAGAGGCUGAGAAUCAUGUCCCAGAAUCCAAUGGGAAGUUCAAAUCUGAGCGAGCUAACCCUAGUUCAUGUGGUGAAGAUUAUUGUGCCGAGGUUGUUAAAACUAAAGAAGACAAGGGGAAAGAUGCUGACAUUUUGGGUAGAAAUGGAAAUAAUGAAAUGCAAGACAUCGUGUUUGAUGAAACAGAUCAAGUUUCUAGUUUGCCUUCAGAGAAGAAGACAAAGAACAGGCAGGGGAGAGGAGUUGGGCGAGGCAGUAAGAGGAACAGAGGAUAUAUGCAUAAUAGAUUGGAUGUUGACUCUAAAGAUUUGUUAACAGAGACUGGUAAUGGUAUUGAAUCUCAGAAUGAAGAGGGUACUAGAAAUGAGGAAAAUAAUAGGAGAGUAGGACAGAUUGAUACUAUUCUCUCCGAUCGUCAUUGUUUGACAACUGAUGUCCACCAGCAAGGAGAGUUUUCUGGUGGUCCAAAUGCAGUUUCUGAAAACAGAUUGCAUGGGUUGGAGACAGCAGAGGGAGGUGCUGUUUGGGACAUUUUCCGUCGACCAGAUGUUCCCAAGCUGCAGGAAUAUCUUAGAAAGCACCACAGGGAAUUUAGGCACAUCUGUUGUUGUCCAGUAGAGCAGGUGGUUGACUCUAUUCAUGAUCAGACUUUCUACCUUAAUUUGUAUCAUAAAAGGAAGCUCAAAGAGGAAUUCGGAGUUGAACCUUGGACAUUUGUGCAAGAACUUGGAGAGGCUGUCUUUAUACCUGCAGGAUGUCCUCAUCAAGUUAGAAAUCUUAAGUCGUGUAUUAAGGUUGCUCUUGACUUUGUUUCACCUGAAAACAUCGGUGAGUGCAUUCGUUUGACUGAGGAAUUUCGUAUUCUUCCUGAGAAUCAUAGAGCCAAGGAAGACAAACUAGAGGUAAAAAAGAUGUCUCUCCACGCAUUAAGUAAAGCUGUGGAUGAUUUGGAGAAGCUUACACGGUGA